Brassica napus (rape) is the source of this 1105-nucleotide messenger RNA. Its product is annotated as ABC transporter I family member 10. The coding region runs from base 80 to 901 and encodes 273 amino acids. The transcript is spliced from 5 exons. Gene Ontology annotation, molecular function: ATP hydrolysis activity; ATP binding. Gene Ontology annotation, cellular component: membrane; chloroplast envelope. The record is from RefSeq and is a predicted model, not a curated record. Gene Ontology annotation, biological process: transmembrane transport. NCBI's taxonomy places the organism in Eukaryota, Viridiplantae, Streptophyta, Magnoliopsida, Brassicales, Brassicaceae.
AACCUUCUUCUGUGAUGACUGAUGAGGUUGAGAGGAAGAAGGAGGAAGCUGCAACUUCAAAUCUUCUCGAGCAACGACGAUGAACGCCAACUGUUUAUUCUCACCUCCUCCUCCUCGUCUCUUCCCUCUUCGCUCUACAUCGAGUGUUCCUCCUUCUGUUUAUCGUAGAACCGGAGUUGUCUCCGAUGAUGUCGCCGUCGAGUGUCGGAAUCUCUGCUUCUCCGCCAUUACAAGACCGGGGAUCUCCGUCCCCAUUCUCCGUGACUGCUCCUUUCGGAUUCCUUCAGGACAGUUAUGGAUGAUUCUUGGUCCCAACGGCUGUGGCAAAUCUACCCUUCUCAAGAUUUUAGCAGGUGUAGUGAAUCCAACCAGCGGCAAUGUCUUUGUGGAAAAGCCCAAGAAUUUUGUGUUUCAGAAUCCUGAUCAUCAGGUAGUGAUGCCUACUGUAGAAGCUGAUGUAGCGUUUGGUCUUGGCAAGUAUCCUGACAUGAGUCUUGAAGAAGUGAAGUCUAGGGUGGUUACUGCUUUGGAGGCUGUUGGUAUGCGUGAUUACAUGCAGAGACCGAUUCAAACUCUCAGUGGUGGUCAGAAACAAAGAGUAGCCAUUGCUGGUGCUUUAGCUGAAGCUUGCAAAGUGCUGUUGUUGGAUGAGCUCACAACCUUCCUAGAUGAGUCUGACCAGUUGGGUGUGAUCAAAGCUGUGAAAGAGUUAAUAAAUGCAAAGAAAGGAGGAGGAGACGUGACGGCCUUAUGGGUGACACAUCGGUUAGAGGAGCUGGAGUAUGCGGACGGAGCUGUGUAUAUGGAGAAUGGGAGGGUGGUCAGGCAUGGUGAUGCAGCCACCGUACUAGAUUUUAUAAAGGCCAAACAAUCGUCUUACAUUGAUCAAAUCGGUUUUUAAUUUAUAUUGUCACCGGUUUACCACUCUCAGUGUUUCCAUAGACCGAUUCAAACUCCCAGUGGUAGUGAAAAGUUGUAGCAUAUAUAGAGACUUGGAAAGGCAAUGAAAGCUGGAGAUUUACUAAGCUUUUGUAAAAGAUUGUGAUGUACUUCUGUAGACUGUAUAAAGCUACUCUAUAAUCAACAGAGCAAAGUUGAUUCAUCA